GUCAUGGCUCACAUUGACGCAUGUCGCAGUCAAGGGAGCCGUCUCCUGAAUGUAAUGAAAAGCACUUGAACAUUGGAAAUCUCUCAAUCAACAUGGCCCGACAAGUAACAACAUCAACUACUAUGACAUCAUUCUGAAUAGGGGGACACUGAAUGGGGAACCGACAAUCUACAUGUUUCCACAUUUAAAAAAAAAAACGUUUAAAAAAUAAAAAAAAUAAAAAAAUAAAAAAUUCAAAUACUGGGAAUUAUAUUUAUCGAAGUACCCAUAUCCUGACGCGCUUUCUGAUUGGCUUGUGUGCCGUUUCGACGAGGGGGGAGGGCCUUGUUGUGGGUUCUGGAAACAUGCGAGUGGGUACGAAUGAAAUAUAACGGGACACAGGAGUUACCUCCCUUACGCCGAGACGGUCAACCCGCACACCGCUUUGUUUAGCUUGCGACACUGACGACAAGGCUCACCCCACCAUGGCGCGAGUGUUAGACUUCGUCUUCUUUCUAUAUUUCGCCUCACACAUCCCAAUCACAAUACUCAUAGAUUCACAAGCUAUUUUCCCGUCGUCGUUUUUCCCAGAUCAGGUGGUGGCGCUGAAGGAAUGGUAUUGUCGGGAGUUCCGGGACCCCAUGAUGAUGGAACCUCCACAAUGGUUUCUCUCCUUCAUCUACUGCGAGAUCAUCUUCCAGUUCCCGUUCUUCUUCGUCGCGGCCUAUGCCUACUUCAAAGGAGCUGCUAAAUGCAAGUGGCUACGUCUUCCCGCCGCCGUCUAUGGAGCCCACGUCGCCACCACCGUCAUCGCUAUUGUGUAUCACGUGUUCACCUACGACUUCUCCACUUCAAAGCAUCCGGGUCCUCGAGAUCUAAAGGAGAGAAGCACGUUGUUCGCCAUCUACUCGCCAUACCUCUUUGUUCCCCUGUUGUUGGUGCUGGACACCACGUUCAGCGCCGCCUAUCGGUCGGGUCCGUCUGGCUACAACACCUCUAACAAGAAAAGAAGAUGAACCUUUUAGAUUCACACGUUUCUUACAUCAGGGAUUUAUUUAAAAUGGACCUGACCACAAUGCCACGUUAUGCUUUAAUAGGCUGGAUAAAUUAAAUAUUAAUUUAUAUUUUUCUUAUAUCAGGGCAGAGACCGUAUGGUCUGCUAUCAGGGAUCUAUUUAAACGGACCUGACCAUAAGGCCACUUUAUGCCUUGAUGAUCUAGAUAAGUUGAAAUACUAAACGUUUUGUAGAACACCAAGACCAAAGUUAUGAUUUAACAAAAUAAUGAUGAUUUUGUUAUAUAUUGUUCAACUUCCCACACAAUUCUCACAAAGAAGUAUAUAAAUUGAAAAUUCAAUCCAAAGUAUGGCCGAACUUGCACCAGGGAGAUAGUUUUGUAAUUAUUGUUUGUAUGUGCGCAGUGUUAUCAUCAUCAGCAUCACCAGUGUCAUCGUCAUCGUCAUCGCUUUCUUCAUCAACGUUUUCAUUACUUCAUCGUUACUAACAAUACGCAAGCUCAGAGCUCGGCAGCGGCUUGCAUGGCAACAUGGCGGAGGUAUAGACCGGCAACUACAACAUGGCGGAUAUAUAGACCGGCAACUACAACAUGGCGGAUAUAUAGACCGGCAACUACCACAUGGUGGAUAUAUAGACCGGCAACUACAACAUGGCGGAUAUAUAGACUGGCAACUACAACAUGGCGGAUAUAUAGACCGGCAACUACCACAUGGCGGAUAUAUAGACCGGCAACUACAACAUGGCGGAUAUAUAGACCGGCAACUACAACAUGGCGGAUAUAUAGACUGGCAACUACAACAUGGCGGAUAUAUAGACCGGCAACUACAACAUGGCGGAUAUAUAGACCGGCAACUACAACAUGGCGGAUAUAUAGACCGGCAACUACUACAUGGCGGAUAUAUAGACCGGCAACUACAACAUGGCGGAUAUAUAGACCGGCAACUACCACAUGGCGGAUAUAUAGACCGGCAACUACAACAUGGCGGAUAUAUAGACCGGCAACUACAACAUGGCGGAUAUAUAGACCGGCAACUACAACAUGGCGGAUAUAUAGACCGGCAACUACCACAUGGCGGAUAUAUAGACCGGCAACUACAACAUGGCGGAUAUAUAGACCGGCAACUACAACAUGGCGGAUAUAUAGACCGGCAACUACCACAUGGCGGAUAUAUAGACCGGCAACUACCACAUGGCGGAUAUAUAGACCGGCAACUACAACAUGGCGGAUAUAUAGACCGGCAACUACAACAUGGCGGAUAUAUAGACCGGCAACUACAACAUGGCGGAUAUAUAGACCGGCAACUACCACAUGGCGGA
Molecule: messenger RNA, 2311 nt
Organism: Haliotis rufescens (red abalone)
Lineage: Eukaryota; Metazoa; Mollusca; Gastropoda; Lepetellida; Haliotidae
Product: sigma intracellular receptor 2-like
Exons: 3
Coding region: 465-995 (176 amino acids)
Cellular component (GO): endoplasmic reticulum
Source: RefSeq, a predicted model, not a curated record